CAGUCGACGCGUGCGCGCCAAAAGACCCGUUGCCAGUGUUACCAGUGCUGCCCCCACUGGAAAGACAAUGCAUACACUCAUCCUGGCGACGUUACUGGCGGCCGCAGCGGCCAUGCCCUCCUACAUAGCAGUGCCUGCUGACCAGAUCGCGUUCGUGGACCUCAGAUCGCUACACGUGCGUCGGGUCCCAAGACAAACGCUGACGCCGCCUCCGCUGCAGAACCUGUACACCCACCAGGACUACCAGGCGAUACCUAUACAGCACUAUCAGCAGAUUCAGCAAGAACCGGUGGCCCUCAACCCUCCAGAGCAAGAAGCACCUGCUAGACUGGUGCGAUUGCAGCAACUGCAGCAACUGCAACAACAGCCUCAAGAUGCCUCCAGCUCGGCCUCCUUGGGCGCGUCCCAACAGCUGGCUGAGAGGCCGCCAGACUUCGGGGAGUUCGUAGACUUCGGCGCCCACACCGGGGACAAUGGGGCUUUCGGAUGGUACGCCGACUACCCCGUCAAUAACCAUGACGACCAUCAUGGGUACAGGAAGUAAUGGGUUAAGCCGAAAUUUUGCACUUGCCAGAUAGCACUAAUUGUUUUAAAUUGAAGUUAAGGUUAGCAUUGGCGUAGUUGGUUUUGUUUUUUUACUAGUGUUCAAAGAUCUACGAGUAGUUCAAGGUUUAAAAAAGGUAAUGAACUAAUAGAGAAUAGAAUAAUAAUGAACGUAGAGAUAAAGGUACCUCGAGUAUCGUAUAUGAUUGUCCAGAACACAAUAACUGCAAUUCUGGGAGUUUGUUUUCAGUCAAGUUCAAAUAAGUAUUAUGUAAAAACUUUGUUAUGUUAGUAGUAUUAUCCAGUUACGCCAAUGCUAAAGAUUUACCAAAGACAGUAUUAUUUUCAAGUGAUGUUAGUUUAGGUAUAAAGCAGAAUCGCCGCACAUUUGUUUUAGACGGUGAAUUCCGCAAUAAAUUGCACGUUUUAUGAAACUUAUAGUUCCUUUAGGGUUAAGUAGUUCAAAGUACACUGUGAUACGCACCAGGUGGGCGUUUUUCUUCUAUUCUUCUUAACUGAUCUUAGUUCUAUGUCUUCACUUCAACUGCUUGCUUUUCAUCACUUUUCGCUUUUCUAUCACUUCACCAAUACAUAACAAGACAAGUUUCACUUCGAAUUAUUUUUUUCUACAAACUAUGGUAUCUUGUAAACUUAUUUGUUUUUUCAUUUCAAAUGCUUACUUAUUAUAUCUGCGAGCUAUAUUUUUCAUUAUUUCAUACUUGUAAGCUUAAUUUAUUUCAUUUUAUAGACAAUUAAAUAUAGGCUAUUAUCUUAUGCUUUGUUUUAUUUCUUAUCUGUCUCUUUCUUUUACGCCUGCUUUUCUUUAUCUAUCCUGCUUCAUCUUUUCUUUUACAACCCUCGUUUUCUUACUCUCUUUCCUUUUAUAAUCAUUUGUCUUACUAUUAUUUACAUCUAUACCUACACUACAUGCUUAUUCUUAUUUUUUAUAACUAUUUUUAUCUUUUCGCCUGCUUUUUUUCUUAUUAUACCUUUAACUUUCUUCAUUCACUUUCACUUGACAUUUUCAAUUUAUACUUAUCAUUCAAUUCUUUAUUAUAUUCUGAUUCAAUCUUGUUUAAAAGCUCUUUUUCUUAUACUGCCUACAUUUCAUCAGUUCUUUUUUUCAACAUUAUCUUCUUCACAAUUCUUUUGCUUUUUUAUUUUAAAACAUUUCUAUGACAUCUUUUUUCAUUCUUUUCUUCACAAUUUCUUUAGACUGCUCUUAAGACUUAUUUCAUAAUAAAAUGGUGUUUAUUUUUAUUCUUGAUUACAACAGUUACUAUGCCUAUUUCAUUUAUUUCAUCUUCAUAAUUUUCAUUCAUCAAUGAAAUACCUACAUUCGAUCAGUCUCUCUCAUUCUCUCUUCAUUUACUACCUACUCUCUUUAAUACUCUGAUCAAUCUUACCUCUUU
Ostrinia furnacalis (Asian corn borer) is the source of this 1955-nucleotide messenger RNA. RefSeq lists its product as uncharacterized. The record is from RefSeq and is a predicted model, not a curated record. The transcript is spliced from 3 exons. NCBI's taxonomy places the organism in Eukaryota, Metazoa, Arthropoda, Insecta, Lepidoptera, Crambidae. The coding region runs from base 68 to 544 and encodes 158 amino acids.